This is a messenger RNA of Symbiodinium sp. CCMP2592, 7656 nucleotides long. Lineage: Eukaryota; Dinophyceae; Suessiales; Symbiodiniaceae. The record is from the annotation of a GenBank genome assembly.
AUGGCCCUUAGGCCUGUACAAGCCUCCCUCCUGGGUGGCUCCGUUGCAUCCCUUCUUUUCAGGGCGGCCGAGGACUUCAUCCCUUCUGUCUUCGAACCUCCAGGUUCCGUGCCAUUCGUGUGCCCGGCCUUGGAUUUGCCGGAGGGCUUGCAUUGGCCUUCUCUUUGCAUCGGGGUCCUAAGCGGAUCGCUGCGCUGCGGCCCAGGGCCGGACCUUUGUACCGGGUUCUGUGACUGCAUGAGUGCACCAGAGCCUGCCUUGCUCCAGCUUGUCGUCACUGUUCGGGACUUGGCAACCGAGGUCAGGAGGCUCAGCUCCGAGCUUCGAGCUUUGCAGGUGUUGGUUUCUGAGAGAUUGGGGCCUGUAAGCCCAAGGCACCGCCAGCCGCGCAUCCCCGAGGGAAGCCCUCACCCGUGGAAUCCCACAGAGGUCCGAGAGGGGCCCCUUGCAUCUCCCGGCCCUGCACAGGCUUCGCCUUCCGCUACUGCGGCUUCUGCUCCUUACGUUGAUCCCGGACCUUCGGGACGAGGCCUCACCGAGGAGGAGCGGAGGGACAUUGCUAAGAGAGUGGGGCAGUGGUUCUGUCGGUGCCUUGCCGGGCAGCAUCGUGGGCUUAGCGGUCGUGAGGAAAAUCCUUUGGCAAACAGGGUGUACCUUGUGCUUCGGGAUCACAGCGGGAGACGUUACGAUCCUCCCUUGCUUGCCCGCUCCUUCGAGAGCAUCAAGAAGCUGGUGAAGCCAGCCGGCUUCGUUGCAGAGCAGGCCGAAGAGGAAAGCCCCGAAGUUCGUCCCCGAGAGCUUCGGUUUGCUUACGUUGGCGGGGAAGCCAAUUUUGAGUAUGAGGUUGGUGCUUUAGCCGUUGGAGACGGCGAUUCUCGUCGCACCAUAGCAGUUAUCCUUGUGGUCCCCUUUGAAGGCAGGACCCUUGCAGUUUUUCCUCAGAAAGCUUGGGAUAAGAAAGUCAGCAAGCGUAAGCUGCCUUCUGGACCCUUCAGCAAACCCAUGCUUGUGGAAGUAGUUUGUGCAUCCCCGACGGACCGCUCUGUCGUGGGAACCGAGCCUGCCAUCAAAGUUUGGAUAGGGUUGUUAGCCGCGAGCCUGGCCGACCAGGUUACCUUUGAGUCCGGCGAGCUCCCCGACAUCUCUUUUGCCACUUCGUCGAAGGCGGGGCUCCCUUUUGCUGAAGCCCUGGUCGACUUAGCUGAGACCCAUUUUGGGUUCCAUAGUGCCCUUAGCGCCGCCGCCGGGGGAGACGUGUACGAGCAGAGGUUCCGUGCCCUUGAAGCCAGCAUAGCUCGCAUCGCCGAAAGUGUUGGAAAGCUUGCUGGCUCUCCUGAGCCGGGCGGGCGCGGGGCUCUCGAUGACUAUCCAGGUGUAGGCGACGGGGAUCACGCUGAGGGCGUUGGGAGCCUUCCACCCCUCAGCGGAGGCGAGGACGAUUUGCCAGACGAAGCCUCCGGUGCACCGGCCAUGGAGCGUGCAGUCCUGGCCCUUACGAAUAUCAUGAAGCAGAUUGUGGAUAAAAAGAAGACCGGACAGCCAGCUUCCACGCUCGAUGCCGCCUUGGACCAAGCUGAGAACAGCGCAGGGUCGGAUCUCUUUGGCUUGGGCUCUGGGACUGGAGGCCGCUCCAAAGCUGCUGCGUAUCGUUUGCUUCGGGAGAGUUUGGAACGCUCCCCAGAGUUGAUUUAUCAAGAGAUUGAGCGGCUCAUGGACGAGGACCUCCUCUCCAGAAGGGCUGUGGGAUCGUUGUCAUCCGCUCAGAGCUCAGCCCGAGCUUGGAUCGAAUUUCGGUCCAGAGUCGGAUUCUUCCCGACGACGAUCCGAGUGCUGUGGUGCUUGGGAGGAAUCUUAGAUUGCCUCCGGGAUGAUCGAGUUGCCGAGGCGCGGGCACGCACGUGCUUAGCGAUCGCGGCGGUGGACCAGCAGUGCAUCGAUGCUGGGGGAUGGGUAUAUGCCCAAGAAAUCCUUUUUGAGAGUCCGCCGCCCUUGGGGUCGUUCCAAGGACGAAAAGUCUUGUUGGACCCUUUGGAGUCCUACCACACCCGCCUCCUCAGCAGCCGGUGGUCUGACGUCCUGCUCCACAGAGUCAAGGAGAUGGAGACUUUCCUGGAGGCCAAACGCAAGCUUGGUCGUGGUCGUGGUUCCGAAGCUUCUGUUCCCAAAGGUGGUGAGGAGGAGGUCCUUCCUCCCGGUGGUCGUGGAGGCCGUCGGGUUCCAAAGAAUGGUGCGCUCUCGGCCCAUUUUGCCUCUGGCUGCUCUGGCCCUUCCUUUGUGAAUCGGGCUUUCUUUCGUUCUUCUUUGGCGGAGGUAGGCUCCAGGUGUGCCGACGUUGCCCGCUGCAAUGCCAAGGCCCUUCAUGUUACGGCCACCGUGUUGGACAGCCUCCUUGCCUCGCCUUUUCACCGCGUUUGUCGAGGUGCCGUCACCUCUCCCUUCGCGGGCAGCCCUGCAAAUGUUGAUGCUCAGGUUGUUCGCCGAUGCUGGCGACGUUUGAGCGAUCGUCUUCGAGAGUGGGACCUCUUCCCGCCUGUUACCCGCCAGGACUUAGGCCGCGCUGCUGGCAAGGUUGAGAAAAUCGAGGAGCAGAUAGGGAUUCUUCAGGAGGACCGUGGCGCUGCCGGCCCCGGCCUCCCUAACCUGGCUUUGGCCCAGGACGUCGUUGCUUCGAGGAUCUCCUUCACUGGCGUACCAGAGUUCGACCCUUGUCCGUACUUGGACGACCAGUUGCGAGACCUUUAUGUGCGACCGAAGGACUUCUCUUGUAAGCUUGACCUUCUCGCCCUCUUGGAUUCUGGUGAGCGCUUGGCCCUGCGGCCAGCUUCGCAGAACACCGCCCAAGGAUGCUGCGGAGUCUUCUCAGUUCCCAAAAGUGCGAGCCGGGACCGCCUCAUAAUCGAUGCGAGACCAGGCAAUGCGGUCCAGACUGGCGACAACCGGUGGCUUGUUUUGAUGCCGACUUCCGCUGCGCUGCUCGGCAUCGAGCUUGAGGAAGCCGAGGUCGCCACGUUCUCUGGGGCUGACAUAAAGGAGUUUUAUCAUAACUUCCUUGUGUCUGAGCAACGAGCUUCUCUUUACACCUUUCAAGGCACCUUUGCUCCUGCCGACUUGGCUUGCCUCCGCAGCUUUGAGGCGAAGCUUCUGAAGUGCAGUCGAGUCGCCGCUUCUCUCCGGACUAUGGCGAUGGGAGACAUCAACUCUGUUUCCUUCGGGCAAGCUUCGCACAUUGGGCUAAUGUUGGCUUUCGGGGUCAUAGGUCCAGAGAAGCUGCUCACUUUGCGCGGCCGGUUUCCUCGCGGCGACCUAGCCUUAGGCAUAGUCAUCGACGACCUCGUCUGCAUCGAGAAGUCUUUGCGUAGCCUCGGGCCCAGGAAAGCCAAGGGAGUCAUGGAGAAGGUGCACCUUGCUUACAAGCAGGCUCCUCUCCCUGUGCAUCAAGGGAAGUGCUUCAACGAUCUGCACCGUGCCAGCUUUUGGGGCUCCGAAGUCGACGGGCUUUGUGGGUGGGUCCGGCCUUCUUGGUCCCGUGUCAUCCCCCUCGUAUCCCUCACCAUCGCGUGCAUAAAGCUGCCGGUCCUUAGCGUGAGUCUUUUAGAGGUUUUAGCGGGUUCCUGGAUAGCUGUUGUGUCAUACCGACGCAGGCUCAUGAGCCUCCUUAACCACAUCUACUUGAUUCAGCGGGGCAGAAGCAGAAAGGAUGUUGUGAGGAGCACGCCGGGGCUUCGGGCCGAACUCUUUGCUUUGUGUGCCCUUGCUCCUUUCGUUGUGUGCGACAUGCGAGCCUGCUCUUCAGGGCUUCUGGUCUGCACCGACGCCUCAGACCUCGUUGGGGCUGGCGCAGUUGCUGAGGUUGGUCGCGUUUGGGGCAAGGAAUUGCACCGCCACGCCCUUUGCAAAGGUCUUUGGAACCGACUCUUACGCCCCAGCGAGUGCCUUCUCCGGCGCGCCGGUGCCUUGGAGGCAGAAUCCGAAUUGCCCGGAGAGUCCUUUCGGACACACGCGCUCUGGAGCUCCCUCUGCCGGUUUCUUAGUUUCAGGGUCUUAGGAUUCUUCAAGAGACGUGGCACCUCGCACAUAAACCUCAAAGAGGCCGAGAGCUACUUGGCCGUUGAAGAGCAUUUGGCCGCAGGGGUUUGGGAAAGCUCCAGGACCUUGGCCCUGUUGGAUUCGCAGGUGGUUUUAGGCUCACUGCUGAAGGGACGAUCGAGCUCGCCGUUGCUCAACGUGCUUUUGCAGGGCUCUGUGCCCGCCUUCAUCUUUUUCAAUGUUCAUCCCUCCUACAGCUUCGUAGCUUCGGAGGACAAUCCCUCGGACGACCCGAGCCGACUCAGGCCUAUUCGUUCGCCGACUGCACCCCCUACGGCCUUCUGCCCGAGCAGCUUCAAGGGUUACCUGAACUCCUCGCUUCUUUUGCAGCUCGCAGCCGAGAUCCUUUGCCUACUAGAGCCUCUCGUCGAGAACACUCCGGGGGCCAAAGCGAAGACCAAUCGCAGGGGGGCUCUGCUGUUUCGGGUUGCAGUAAGGAUGAGAGUGUUGCUCCUGCCUUUGGCGGCUGAUGUGGCGGCCUGGACGUCGGCCUACGCCCCGGAUCACCCGUGGGACCACGCUGUCCCGGGCCAGGCCAGCCUUGACACCGCGCUGGCGCGGCUCGUCCGCUCUGAGCACUGCAAGCUCGAAAAGACUCACAUUGUGAGCCUUUUCCUGGACUUGCGUGGCUUCUUCGACUCGGUGAGCUACGAGCACCUUCUCCUCCAAGGCCUCGCUCACCGUUUCCCUCCACUCCACCUUUGGUUCGCCCUCCAGGUUUACCAGGGCCUCCUGCGCAUGAUCGACCAAGUCCAGAACAUCCCUGCUCUUAGUUUCGAUUGGAGUUACAGCGAAAGCCAGGACUUAAGCUGCCCGGAGCUUCAGAAACAGUUGUUUGCAGCGGUUGCCUCCGAAAACCAGACUCUCGACUUCACCUGCACUUUUGCCUCCUUCCUCGCUGAUCUUCGUAUCCCCUUCUGGAUUUCCGGGCCUGCCUCUUCGCACAUGUGGAUUUAUCCUUCCGUCCUCGAGGUCGUCGGUCGUUUCCAGCCGCCCUACUUUUGGACUUUCGACCGCUGCCGUUUUUCUGAGCCAUGGCAAAAGCGCACUCGCGUUCUUCUGACCGCUGGGCUGGCAGGUGUGGAAACGUACUGCCUUGGAGGCCACUCUCACCAACGCCUCCGAGGACGUGGUGGAGCUUCUGGUCCGGACUGGACAAAAGCUGCUGGAGAGUGGCCGCGCGGAGCCGCCUUGGAACUGGCCCGGAGCCUGGCUGCACAGUGUGGGUCUAGUUCCGAGUCAGCUGAUACUUCGGCUUUCGUUGGACAUCUGCGGAUAGGCGAGGCGAAGAAUCCAGGACCGCCAAAGCGUGUGCCGCGGCGCGGUUCUCUGUUCGACGUUGAGCUGGUGGAGGCCGCAACGUUGCGAGUACGAGCUGAGAUCUGGUCAGUUUUUGUGGCUUGGCUUCGGGAGGGGCUAUCGGAGGGUGCCGUUCUCGGCAUCUUCCGAUGCCCCCCCUUGCUGGCUCUUAUGCUCAGAGACUACGGAGACGUGUUGUACCAGACUGGUUUCCCGCUCGGAGCUGCAACCCGUCUGCCACCGCACACCUCUGCCAGAAGCUGUCAUGCGAGCCAUGGUUGGAAUGGCCUACAGACUUGGGCAGCUACCACACUGGCCAUGUUUUACUUUAUCUGCAGGCCGGGGGAAGUCCUUCGGGGACUUCGACGCGACCUCCUCACUCCUGACGACAUCUUGGAGGCUGAUCACAGCUGGCUUUAUCUUCGGAUUCGAGGCCCGAAGACGAAGAGGCGAGGAGCAAAAAUUCAGCACGUGAAACUGGACGACUACAUUGCCAUGGAGAUUGCCCUGCUUGCUUGGGAGGGUCUGCCUAAGGGGCGACCUCUCUACCCUGGGAGCCCUUCUGCUUACCGCAGGCGAUGGGACGUUCUUCUUCGGGCUCUGGCCAUUCCGGCUGCGGCUGGGCUUACGCCAGCGUCGGUUCGCGCCGGUGGUGCUAUUACGGCUUUUCAGAGAGGCCUCGCUGUUCCAGAUCUUAUGUGGAGGAUGCGCUUGAAGUCUCAGGUGACACUUGAACAUUACCUGCAGGAGAUGGCUGGCUUUUCCGUGCUCCCCUCUUUGUCCAACGAGGCUCGCAGAAAAGUGAAAGUCGCCGGCUGCUUGUUCAAGGCCGUCGAGGAGAGGGCCAUUCACUUACGAGCGGCGCGCCUUGCGGCCUCAAGUGGUGUGGAGGUUGCCGCUGAGCUCUGCAAAAGAGAAGGCAGAACGACGGCAGAGCAUGACUUCAUCAUGCUUGCUGAGUUCGGUUCGACAGCCAAAGAGGUCGCACCGGUGGAGCGGGCCGCAGCGGAAGGAACCAUGGUGGCGGAGAUUCCCCCAGCAACAGAGGAAGAGGUCGUUCCCAUGUCAGCAGGGCUUCCCCCUUUCGGCUUGAUACAGGCUCCGACGCUGCCGGCGGCUGCUGCGGCAGCCGGCCCUUGCUUCAUCGGCGGAGUGCCGCAGGUGUCCAGACCAAUGCCGACGAUGAUGCCUGGAUUCGGCUUCCUUCCUCCCUCCAUGGGCCCAGAGGCGCUUCGCUCGAGACCACCAAUGCCGCAGGAACCCCCCCCACCGCCGCCACCCGCCACGGGCCAGCUUCGGACUACUUUGGAUGAUGCUGUUGACCGUCGACGACCAGUAACCCCGCCCAAGAAGGCUGAGAGCAAACUCGUUCCCAAGUGGUCGAAGGGCAAUGCAAAGGGCAGCGCCGAGGAGAUGCCGGAACCUGCCAUCGCGGCAACCACGUCGGCAUCGGACCCUGAGAAUGAGGAACCUGCCAUGGCCGCUACCACGUCGGCAUCGGACCCUGAGAAUGAGGAACCUGCCAUCGCCGCUACCACGGCGGCAUCGGACCCUCAGAAUGACGAGGAAAUCGUCUUCGUCCCCAAGAGCUUCUCGGAGGUGCAGAUGCCCUCAAAUAGCCUCUCGUUCGAACAGAUGCCGCCGUCCAAUUCGGACGGCCUGCUGGCGAAUCGUACUUUCAUGCGCGCAGUUGACGCGGCAAGAGCACAGGCGGCUCAACAGAAAGCGGAGGAAGCGGCAACUCGCUUGCCGGGCGGCGUUAAGCGGCAAGCACAGCUCUGUUUGAGCCAACUCUCCAUGGAGAAGCUUUACCAGGGUAAAAUUGUCAUAGCCUUCAAGUUGGGACUCCUUGUAGACAUCAACGCGGAUGUCUUGGGCUUGCUUCGCUGGAAGCAUGUGAAGGGGGUGCCCAGGAAACUCCUGAAAGAAGGGGGCAACUUGGCCAACCUUCGUGUCGAGAAGGUGCGAGGAGAAAGAUUUACUCUGCGCCUGGAGUGCAUCGGCCUCCCCGGCCAGACCUUCGAAGAGACCGAAUACCCGGACAUCGUCGCCCGGGUGUACGACUGGGCCAUCGCGCCAAAGCUGCUCGAUGUCUCAGUUUCCGAAGAAGAGACUACUCCGACAGCUGCACAGAAGCAGCGACUUGGGAGAAUGGGCCCGAGAAAUGUCGGGGACGGCGAGGGGCUCGCAAUCCGCGGGCCCGCGCCCUUUAAUGCCCGCCGCUUCCUUCGACCCGGCAAGUGCGGGCCACGCUACUCGGACCAGCCGUGA